Messenger RNA from Colletotrichum graminicola M1.001, 783 nucleotides. RefSeq lists its product as uncharacterized. The transcript has a single exon. The coding region runs from base 1 to 783 and encodes 260 amino acids. The record is from RefSeq and is a predicted model, not a curated record. NCBI's taxonomy places the organism in Eukaryota, Fungi, Ascomycota, Sordariomycetes, Glomerellales, Glomerellaceae.
AUGCUAUCUGAACGCAUCUACCUCCUUGGGGCCAGUCUGCUGGCUACAUGCCUCCAACUUGUGAGCGCCCAGUUACCUGCAGACGCCAUAGAGCUUGAUCUCGUCUUCCCUCGUAAAGAUGGAAAGUACGGCGAAACCAGCAACGGCUACCCUGUCCUUCUGAAUGUCCAGAACCCCAAUGUCGCCUACAAGUAUGGCUACAACUUCGUAUGGGAUAUUUACUCCAGGAACAAGAAUUCGUAUCUACGUACCGCAGCCCACGGCGUGAUGGGCGCCUCCAUCGGCAACGCAAGCACAUUUGGCAAUGGCCCGUUUCUAGAGGUUGGAAAGACUGGCCAUCUCGCUGCUGGCGACUACACCUUUGCCUGGGUCUUUGGCAUGGGUGCUCAAUGCGAGUUCACCGAGCAGCCCGAUUACAGCGAGUACAACCUCAACCCUCGCAUCGCCAACGGCAGCUUCGAUUUCGUUGUCGAGAGUAGCGGAAAGGAGCCGACUUUCACCAAAACCUGCCCGACAGCUAUCGGAAGCAUGAGCUAUGCCUCCACAACCACCUACAACUCUGAGGCCACCAGCGUUUGCGGUGUGACCGCAUCCGUCACGCACGAUUCUCAGCCCUGCUCAGCAACCGUCAGCGAUGACCAAGCGACCAGCGUUUACAGCGCGCUAGGAUACGCUGCCGCCACCGGAUCGUCCAAAGGAGCGGCACCCUACAGCUGCCGACAGCCUGCUUUUCACGUCGUUGUCAUUACCGGUAUUGUCGCAGCGGUGGCAAUUUUUGCUUAA